Symbiodinium necroappetens is the source of this 1962-nucleotide messenger RNA. The record is from the annotation of a GenBank genome assembly. Lineage: Eukaryota; Dinophyceae; Suessiales; Symbiodiniaceae.
AUGGCCAAAUCGCGGACUGAGCGUGCUUCGGCACCGGCCUGGUCUCGGAGAUGUCUCACUUGCUGGGCAGCUCCUUUGAUUUUCUUAUUUUUGGUCCCCUACAACAUGCCCUUAACCGGAACGGAGCUCGGGAUGCUGGAGACUUUGGGCCCACCUCUGAUGGGAUUGACUGCCACAUCUCUCUUGGGCAUCACCCUUCCGUUGUGCGGCUGCGCGUCCAGGUGGCUGGUUGUUGUGCAGGUGGUCUUGCAGAUGGCCAUCAUCGGCUGCUUUUUGGCGGAAGGCACCCAUCCCGAGGCCCGAAAAACCUUUGAGACCGGAAGCCUGGAGAGGCCGGCCGAGCUGAAAGGGGAGGGCCGGGAGGGCGUCGCCGGCGCCGCUUCAGCCCGCUUCCUGGAGCCACGGAUCGAAGCGAAGAGACAGGGCACCAUGUCGGUGGUGCUGCCCUGUCUGAAUGAACCUUAUGCCUUCAAGACGGUGAUGAGUUUCUGUAACAGGACUCCUGCCGAGGUCCUGGAGGAGAUCAUUGUGGUAGACGAUGCUUCAGUCCCACACCUGAUCACGAAAUUGGAGGGUGUUCCUCCACAUUGCAAGCUGAAGGUCUUGAGGCACAAUGAGUCCUUGGGCUUGAUGAUUGCAAAGCAGACCGGUGGAGACGCCGCAGCUGGAACCUACAUCGGUUUCUAUGAUUGCCACGUCGCACCUGCGAGGAAUUGGUACAAAGAGACCAUAGAACUGCUAGCAGCAAAGGAGCGUCGGUUGGUUGUGCCCAUGAUUGCUGAUCUUGAUCUGGACAGCUGGGAUGAGAAGGUGCACGGAGCCCUGACAGCGAAAUGUUACAUCAACUUCAAUGCCGAUUUCUGGUGGUAUGAGGACCAAUCAGAUUUUAUCCCUGUUAUCAGUGGAGGCCUGGUGGCCACCACGCAGAAAUGGUGGAAAGACUCCGGUGGCUUUGAUCCUGGCAUGCGUGGGUGGGGCGGGGAGAACACGGAUCAAUCACUGCGCGCAUGGCUGUGUGGUGGUGACAUUCUGCGUGCCCGAUCAAGUCACGUGGCGCACAUGUGGCGGGUUGACUCCGAUCCCCGCACCCUUUCUCACUACAAGUUGAAACAUCGCACCGAUAAUUUGGCUAGGGUUGCUGCAAUUUGGUUCGGUGAGUUCAAAGACAAGUUUCGAGAAGGAAAGUUGGACUCAAAGAUUGACGUGUCGGUGGCAGUUCGCAAGCUGCAGGAUCUGCAAUGCAAGCCUUUUGCAUACUUUCUGCAUCGCUUUCGUAAGCUGUACGUCACUGGCGGUGUGCUGCCGGAAUAUGUGUUCCGCUUGCGCUUGAAAGGCACCGAGAAAUGCAUUUCCAAAGCAGGUGGAAAUUUUAGGUUGGAGAACUGUGCUACAGCAUCCUGGCUCCACUUCGCAAACAUGGCUCCCCUUGGCUUUCCAAUUCCGUCUGAUUUCCAACAGACAGACACUGACUCUGCAUCAACUUCUGAAGUGGUGUGUGGCGGCCACACAGCUCCCAGUUGCGCAGAGUGUCCCCGGCAACACGGGCAGGACUGGUGUCACGUCGACUGUAAGUGGCUCUUUGGCCACUGUGUCCCUGCAAACUCCCGACCGCCAUCCCCUUCUGCAAAUCUGUCGCGGAGCUCAAGGAAAUUCUCGGGGAUCCGGCUUUGGAACUCGAUCGAGUGCUUUGAUCGGCUGGAUCCGACAGGUCCCAUCGUCUAUUUCUGCGAUAUAACGGGGCAAAACCAGAACCAGCAAUAUCUGCUCGAUGCAAAAGGGCUCAUCCGACAUGCCUCUGGCCGCUGUGUUUCUGUGAACGCCAAGCUCACGCAGCUCGCGGCCAUCCCCUGCAAGGGUGCACGUGAGUGGGAGGUCAUCGAACAGUUCGUCCCAUCCGAAACACAGAGGUACGAAGCCGCAGUAGCCCGGUAUCAGCUGGGGGAAGAUUUGCCAGAUAGUUGA